AUGUCAGAAUCGCUCUUUGCUGGACUGUGUCGUAAAGUAGGUACUUCUAUGCAGAUCAACAUAAGGAGAGAAGUAGAGGACAUCGAAGACAUUGUGAGAAAUCAACUAACAACAAUUGGCAGCUACACAGCAAUGCGAAGUGGAAGUUCUAGAGAAGGAUUCAGACUGGAGGGAUCCGAUUUUGACCUGAUGUUCUGGUUUACAUUUUUUAAAGUAUUAUGGGACUUAGAGCAAGCCCAGAAUUACUUUAGUAAUAGAAAAACACUAAUUCUGUGUGAUUGUUCUGACAGUCUUCCUGGAUACACGCUACUUAAGUUAAUGAUGCCACCAUAUGGAUUAGAAAUUCUGCCAAUAUGGGUCAGAAUGAAUGAGAAUCUUUACAUAUCCAGUUCUAAAUACAGACAAUUCCUUUGUUUAUCACUACCUCCAACAUUUACUAAACAUGGACCCUGUGGAGGUGGCUACAGGGGAAUAACAGAAUUUGAUUAUGCCUUCUGUUUCCAAUGCGACUUUUGGCCUCCAUCUGCCAACUCGUGGAUAGAUAGAUGCCGUUUCUGGCCUAAACCUCAGAUUGUUCAUGAAAUAGUUAGAAAUGGAUGCCACUUUGUACCUAUAGGACACAAAUUAGGAAAUCAUGAAGACCAUGAAUGGAGAAUUUCUUUUUCUCAGGCAGAACAAAAACUUGUCGAUUCCAUGAACCACUGUCAAUUCUUAACUUACGGUUUGCUAAAAAUAUUCCUUAAAGAAGUAAUUAACAAAGGAAUUGACGAUCAGGAUAAAUUACUAUGUUCCUAUCACAUGAAGACGUCAGUUUUCUGGUCAAUUCAACAUAACACAAUACCUCACUGGAAUUCACAAAAUCUGUCAAGGUGUUUCUGGAUCUGCUUUAAACUUCUCCUUAAAUGGGUUUACGAGGGCGCUUGUCCUAAUUUUUUUAUUCCAAAAAAUAAUAUGUUUCUGAAUAAGAUCCAUGGUAAAGCUCAGAUGCUUUUAUUUCACCGACUGUAUGAAUUGUAUGAAAGGGGAUUAAAAUGCCUGCUUUUCAGUUCCACCAUUAGCCCCUAUGUUAUGAAGGUCCUCCAUAAUCCUAGGCAGUUUAUCUGUACAGAUGAAUACAAACUUAUCUCACUGGAAGAACUUGAAGAAGAACUCUUUGUUGAAACGUUUAGAUAUAAUGUGCUACAGACAAAAAAACUACGUUCUUGCAUUAAGUAUUUUGAAACAGUAGAGCAUUUGAUGGGCAAAUCCUUGACACACUAUAAAGUUUUCUAUUUACAGAAAAACACUACCUACUUCCUUUACACAGCUGCAUUUUUAUUCUUCAACAGGUGGGCUAACACACAUCCCAACAAACUGAUGUAUACAGCAGACAAAAUGAUUUGUCACAUGUUGAGAUUAGCAGCCAAGUUUGGUUGUAUUUCUGACAUGUUGUACAUAGCUAUGUAUUUUUACCGGACAUCCAGAUACUUAAAAGCUUUGUCAUUUCUUCAAAUAUUGAAAGUAAAAUUAGCAGUUGGACAAACAUAUUUGGUGCACAAAAGUCAUAAAAACCACGAGAGGUAUAAUCAUGCUUUCGUGAAGCAUUCUGUGUGUAAAAAAUUGAGACAGGGAAUCUAUACAACACAGAACAUGGCCCUCCACAAAGACAUCGCUUACAUGAAUGAAUUAUUGCCAGAACAGUCUGGAGUAAAGAAUGGAGAUAACGUUCUGAUUAUUCCCACUUUAGUAAUGAUAUACAUGCUAGAGACCCUGUGUUCCAUUCAUACCGAUCCAAUGCAGUCACAGGGAGCUCUACAUAUUCUACAGAACUUGGUCCACUUAGAGCAUGGUGGGGCUAUACCUGAAGGACUCAAAGACAUAUCAUGGCAGAUCCUUGGCAUAUGUCAACAGAUCACAGGGGACGUACACUCUGCUCUAUUCUCAUAUAAGCAAUCCCUUAAACAAAUACCGUACCAUGGUAUACAAACUGUAACACGGAUGAGAAUACAGAAUAUAAUGAAAAUAACCCCACAGAAACCACUGGUUUAG
Saccostrea cuccullata (small rock oyster) is the source of this 2028-nucleotide messenger RNA. RefSeq lists its product as uncharacterized. Bases 1 to 2028 code for a protein of 675 amino acids. The record is from RefSeq and is a predicted model, not a curated record. The transcript has a single exon. Lineage: Eukaryota; Metazoa; Mollusca; Bivalvia; Ostreida; Ostreidae.